ACUGCGUGGUGGAGGUCAGAGCUGGGUGUUUCACCCAAACCGCGAUCAAAAAUCUGUCCUUUAACUAUAGAGUUAAAUAUUCGCUAUUCAAUUAAAAAGUUUAGUUAUUGGUUCUGUAUACAGUCUCUGAAAGGCCCUGUCGCCGCCGCUCUGCCUGAUUUACUCGUAUAGCUAUCUGUAUUUAAGGUUAGCAUUAGUUUUGGUAGCAUCAGGUGAGGUGUCUUUGGCCUGUCACUGUGGGGAUCAUGGAUAACAGCAGCCCGGGCUCAGGCGCUUAUAAAGCGGGAUUUGGUGGCAUUUUUGGUGGUGGAGCCUCUGAGUAUUCCAGCACGGCGCUGGCUGGAGUACCAUUGACUGGAAUGAACCCGAUCUCACCCUACCUCAACGUUGACCCUCGCUACCUCGUUCAGGAUACAGAUGAAUUUAUAUUGCCAACUGGAGCAAACAAAACCCGUGGCCGCUUCGAGUUAGCCUUCUUCACCAUUGGAGGAUCCUGCAUGACUGGUGCUGCUUUCGGAACACUGAAUGGGCUUCGUCUGGGCCUGAAGGAGACGAGAGAUAUGGCGUGGUCAAAACCCAGAAAUGUACAAAUUAUAAACAUGGUCACACGGCAGGGAGCAUCAUGGGCUAACACAUUAGGAUCAAUAGCUCUGUUGUACAGCGCGUUUGGUGUAGCUAUAGAAAAGGCAAGAGGAGCAGAAGAUGAUAUUAACACAGUAGCUGCUGGCACGUUAACAGGAAUGAUGUUUAAAUCCACAGGUGGUCUAAAAGGCGUUGCCCGAGGAGGCCUUGCUGGAUUAGCAAUAUCAGGAUUGUACGCCCUCUACAGCAACUGGGAUCACCUCAAAGGCACGACUCCGAUCCAUUAUUGAAAAGGACACUGAAAACAAACCAUAGACAUUUUUACUCUAAAGCUUAUCCUUAUAGCUUUUGUUUCAUGUAUCAUUAUAGAGGGCAACAGAAUGGCCAAAAGUUUGGGAUCCUUGGACCACAUAUUUAGUAUAGGCUUCACUCAUAGAGUAUAUGUUGUGUGAUUAUGUAUAAUCAAAAAGCAGAAUUCAGCCAAGUAAAAUAUAGUUAAAAUAUAUGAUGUACAUGCAUAAUCAUAUCAGGCUGCGUUAUCUCUUGGCUGACUGAAGCAUCAUGAAGUUUUAUUUAAUUUCCAUGGUUAGGGCUUUAUAAAUAUAUAUAUAUAUUUUACCUUUUGACAGAUUUCACCACGUUUAGAGGGUUUAUGGUACCCUUUAGCACACUUAGCAUACUCAUCCAAUAUUGACAGGAGAGAAGAGUAUGUAUAUGUAGAUCAAAAUGGUCUUCAAAUAAAAGUCUCUUCUCCUGUUAUGGUUACAGGAGAUCUAAUGUAUUUCAGAAAUUACAGUCAUUGUCCUUGUAAUAGUUUAAAAUAUUUCUUUUUUUAAUUAUUAUUAAUAACCUUCUAAAUAUUGAAUACAAAAUUGGUAAG
Clarias gariepinus (North African catfish) is the source of this 1462-nucleotide messenger RNA. RefSeq names its product translocase of inner mitochondrial membrane 23 homolog a (yeast) (gene timm23a). Gene Ontology annotation, cellular component: mitochondrial inner membrane; TIM23 mitochondrial import inner membrane translocase complex. Gene Ontology annotation, molecular function: transmembrane protein transporter activity. Gene Ontology annotation, biological process: protein import into mitochondrial matrix. The transcript has 7 exons. Lineage: Eukaryota; Metazoa; Chordata; Actinopteri; Siluriformes; Clariidae. The coding region runs from base 246 to 872 and encodes 208 amino acids. The record is from RefSeq and is a predicted model, not a curated record.